Molecule: messenger RNA, 3713 nt
Organism: Pelmatolapia mariae (spotted tilapia)
Lineage: Eukaryota; Metazoa; Chordata; Actinopteri; Cichliformes; Cichlidae
Gene: znf644b
Product: zinc finger protein 644b
Exons: 7
Coding region: 218-3616 (1132 amino acids)
Biological process (GO): regulation of transcription by RNA polymerase II
Cellular component (GO): nucleus
Molecular function (GO): DNA-binding transcription factor activity, RNA polymerase II-specific; RNA polymerase II cis-regulatory region sequence-specific DNA binding
Source: RefSeq, a predicted model, not a curated record
UCUUCGGACUAAGGUGGACACAAGGUGUAGGUGUGCAGUUCGGAUGACGCUCAUUUCUCUACCUCCUACCGUGAACACCCCUCUCCUGCAGUCCAGAGUGCAACCUGCGUGCUUUUACAGCAAAAUGGCGACAGUCUAAUAGAGGGAGAGAAGACGGUGUCGGGCGCAGUGACAAACUUGAAGACAUGAGCGCUCGUCCUGAGAAAGUAUCGCUGCUAUGUCUGAUCUGAAGCUGAAUGCGCAAGAGGACAAAGACGUGGAAUCAGUGUCUGACAGCCCAGGUCGUACUCAGGAGCCAUUACAGACUCACACAUUCUCCCCGAAGAACAAUGCUGCAGGUCUGUCCUCAGAUGAACACGAAAACCCUUUAAAUGGAACCCAGCCGAAUCCAUUUGUAUACAGCAGUGUCCCUGCUGUUCCCCAUGCAGGCAAUUCAUUGCCUUCAGGAGCACUUGUUAAUGGACCUGGUUCACACCCCAACUCAGAGGUACACUGUGUCCUGAACAAAGGCACUGUUUUAUCCAACAGUGUCCUGGAUGCCGUGUGGCAAGCGGAGAAGGACACGAGCCCCGAGGUGUUACCACCACCUAGUGAGCUUCAAUCAGACGCUUGGAAGAACACAGUGGGACCCGACGUAAAAACACCGGCCACACAGCCAGGUGUCAACACGCCACUGUCUCACUCGGAGGAGAAUGAGUCUAAACUGGCCUAUUCCACGCUGUCAGGUGACAGUGCAGAGCAAAUGCACAUUAGCCAACCUUUGACAAAACAGACAAUAAAAACAAGAUCUCCACGGGACAUGGAACGGUCUGGAGUCUCCUUGGAUGAUUAUGAUAAUACUGAAGUAAUCAGGUGGGAUUCAACAAGAAAAUGCUUUUUGCACAAUGACAGAAGGCUGGAGACCAAAGUGAUGCCCCAAAGAGACAAGAAGCACAAUACACACACGAAAAGCAUGUUAGGCUGUCUUGAAAAGGUUAACAACAGCUACAGACAUUUCUGCAGUGGUAAUGAUGUUGAAAGUGUUGACACUGGCAACAAAGAUGAAUUUUUGGGUACACAAUCUGACAUUAAAUAUUCAGUUAUGCCAUUCAAAGACCUUUCUCGGAACAUAGCUUUAGACUCUGAGAGCCAUAUUUAUAGCACAGCGCAGGGAGGCAGUAAUGAGGAAAAUGACCCUGAAGAUGAAAACUGUGUUAGUCCAAAAGUGGAACAGUUGAAGGCAGAGCAACUUGAACAAGAUUCACUUUUCUUUUCAUGCACAAUAUGCAAUGUUAAUUUCAAGGAAAAAAGGCAUUUCCAUAGACAUAUGAUGUAUCAUUUAGGCAAGCAUAAUCAGGUGAACAGUGAGAAUGAUUCACAGCCCUUUAUAUGCGGAGAGUGUGGGCUUUUGUUCUGUGAUAGCAACUCCCUCAUGAGGCACAUCAUUAUUCACCAAGAUAGGCUGGAAAAACUUAUGGAGGAAAUCGAAGGUCUCAAAAAGACUGAAUUUGAAGACGGGGCCACCGCAGUGCCGUGCUCUCGGUGCACGUUUGGUUGUAACUGCCAAAAAGUCUUUGUCCAGGGUACUAAAACACAUGAUAAUCUGAAGCACUACUACUUUUGUGAGGAGUGUAAUUACAUUUCCUUGACACGGCAGGCACUCGUAGCACACUUACAUGUCGCACACCUCAACACACACCAGCCUCAAAACAGGAAAAUGAGUCAUACUAAUGAUGCAGAGGGAGCACAACAUUUUAAACCCAAUGCCAGCUGCACUAAAAGCAUGCUGUCACCAUAUUUGUGGAGAAUCGACAAGCAUGGAAAGUUACUCUUACAACCAGCAGAAAAAUUGGAUGUGGAAACUGAUCUCACCUGUGUACAAGAAGAUGCUGAAAACAAUGACUGCAGGGCUUUUGGCAGCUUAAAGCUGGCAAACCGUCCUACAGCCGCUGCUUUUACAGCCAGGAAGCUUAAAUUGGACCAGAUGUUCUGUCAGGGAAGCAAAAAUGACCCCGUAAACGGGAGUUUACAAGUACAAGUAAGCCAAAAUUCUCCAUCAAUGGGAAAAAUGACUACACCUUUGCAUAACACUACUGAAAGAAUGAAUGGUAAUAUAUUGCCUGGGCUUAGCCAGAGGCUUAAGAAACAGCAUGCAGUUAGGGAGUUAAAGAAAGGCUGUGAGGGUGAUGAUAACUUCAGUGAUGACACCAGCGAAGCUACAGGCAGCUUCUUGGAAAGCAGCGAGAAUGAAAGGAACUCAUAUGCUCGGAGGUAUUUGAAAAAGAGGCAGAGCUUUACAGCCAAACACCAAAGCCCCCACGCACUCAAGGUUGAAGAUGAUGGAGAUGAAGACUGCAGUGACAUAGAACAGCUCAUAAUCAAAGAGGAGCACAUUGAAACGACAGUGAGUGAUGAUUCCACAGAAUUGCCUAUUACAUCUCCAAGUGAUAGUUUUGAUAUGUCCCCCACACCAUCAGUAAAACAUAAGCCCUGUCCUUACUGUCCUGCCACGUUUGAGUCCGGAGUGGGUCUGUCCAAUCACGUGCGAGGACAUCUUCACAGAGCUGGGGUGAGCUAUAAUGCCCGGCACAUGGUUUCACCGGAGCAAGUGGCGUUGUGGGACUAUCAGCCAAGAAUCCGCAGAAAGAUUUCUACUGGCAUGAGAAAAAAAGCUGUUAAGCCAGAAACUCGAGGACAACAUGCGUGUCCUGUGUGUUUGGAAUGUUUUGAUAGCAAAACUGGCAUCUCUAACCAUGUGAGGGGACACCUGAAACGAAUAGGUACAAGUGUUACCAGCAGCAGUAAGUCUCCACUGUGCAUACUAAAUGAAUUGCUACAGAACAAAACGGAACAUUGGAACAACCGUCUGACUAAGAGUCAGCUCUCCUCACGACCUUUAGCCUCUCAGAAAUUCAUCUGCAGCAAUGGCCUGUUCCUGAUGCACACAAGCAUCCCAGGGAAACUCCAACAUGUCAAAAGGAGUCUGCAUCCCAUAAUGAAAAGCCUUGUGUGUAAACACAUGGUAGAUAACCCCUCAGAAAGGAAGAAGCUACAGGGGGAAGCAGAAAGAGGCACUACAGCGUCAUCAAGCACUUUAGUUGAACUCCUCAAAGCCAAACAGGAAAGUGUGGAGCUUGCAGUGAGCCAGGAAGCCUAUGCAACCAGGAUGAUCUGUGAGAUGACCAAAGAUUAUAUGGCCGAAACAGAGAUGACCAGUCGGGAACCAAACUGGACUGCUGGGGAAUGUGACUCAAAAAAGAUUUAUAUUCAGUGUGACAGCACCUUCCCCACUGUUUCCCAGCUUCCUGGUCAUAUUCAAGCAAAUGCACACAGGAAGAGGAUUGCAAUUUUUGAAGAAGCAGACUAUGAUUUUAGGAAGAAGAAACCAAGACUGAGGCCGGGGCUCAAAAAGAAUAAUUUACCUUCACUGAGUACUGAGAUGUGCACACUGACCUGCAGAUUCUGCGACCUAGUUUUUCAUGGUCCCUUUUCCAUUCAGGAGGACUGGAUCAGGCAUUUACAGAGGCACCUUCUACACACCAGUGUACCCCACUCAGGGAGAGGGAUGGUAGAGGUUUUAGCUCUUCAUCAGAAAAUACAACUAAGCAUGUCUCACGAGGACCCAGAAACAGGGUAGUUUUACUUCCAGAUCCCUCCAGAUCUAUGUAUUUCUCUCUCUCGCUCUCUUUCUCCCUCUAGAUAUAUAGAUAUAUCUAUAUAUCUAUAUAUAUCUA